AAACCAUCUAGUGAAGUUUGCAUCGCUUUUGUAUUUAGUUUUACAGCAACCUUGACAAGCUACGUCAUUUUUUUUUUUAUUUCUUUCUUUAUGUUGUAUAAUUACUUAAGAUCACUAUUAGUGGAACUUUAAGAUGAUUUUGAAACGAAAUAAUGGACGACCAGCAGCCUACCGUUUAUAUAACAAACACCUUAUUAUGAAGGGUUUUAGGAGGCGAAGGACGAAAGCGAUUGAACUCCAAGAAUGCCUAAACGAACUUUUAAGUAAAGAUGGCAAUUUAAUUCACAGGAUCCGAAUGAUGUCCAUGCAUAGAACCCGAUCCAUUCUAGCUGAAUCCAUUAAAUUGCUACGGCGACGAAAUCGUAAGCAUGAAAGAAAUUAUCUGCGAGAUGAACACAAUGACAGAAAACUGAAGUUACUAUUAAAAAAAUUAUUUGAUCAUAAGACACAUAGUUUAUAUCUCAAAAAAAUGUUAGCAAAUCUGAAGAUUCAAAUUAAUGAGCAUGAUUGCAGUAAUAUUGCAGAAAUUUUAAAGUCACAUCUAAAAGUAAUGAGAAAAUUAACCAAAGGCAACUUAAAAGAAGCUGAAGAAUGUUAUAAUGUUGCACGCCAAUUGCGGUAUAUGAGUAGAAGUAGGUCUACAAGACGCAAACCAAAAAAAUCCUUUGAAAAAUCCAUAUGGAUUUUCUUAAAUUCACUAAAAACCCAGAAGAAUGUGGAAACAACAAAGAUAAUGAAUAACAAUAAAAAAGAAUCCUACACGGUGAACAAAAAACGAAAUUUAUUUGAUUUGGGGGAGGAUCCUAAUGAAAAGCCACGUAAAAAACGUAUUCAUAAGCAACGCAUUUUACGGCCAAAACAAUUAGGCGCAAUGAACUUUGAUUUAAUGAAGGAUUCAAAUGUAGUUUCUCAAAAAAAGAGCACUCAUAACAUAGCAUCAAGGCUAAAGGUUAAAGUUUAUCCCCGAGAAAAGACCCAAACAUACAAUACAGCGGACAGAGAAACAACACCUUAUACAGAUACAGAUUUAAAACAAGCAGAUAAAGAAGAAAAUCAGCAGGGAACCUGGAGAAAACCCCCCUAUACCGACUCAAAAAUACUUAAAGGUAGAGUCAAAAAGAGGAUGAAAAAUAAAAAAGUCUCGAAAUUGAAAAAGGAAUUUACGUUAACAAAUGCAACGAUUGAAGACGAAUCCUUGCAAAAGGAUCAAUCGGAACAGAUAGAGAAGGAGAAUCAUACAAAAAAUGAUCUUACUAAGUUUCCAAAAUCUUCAAAUCUUAACAAUAUACAAAAUUUCUCAACAUACGAAAAAUUGAAAUCUGCGUACCAAGUGGAAACUUUAAAACCAUUGGGAAAAAGUUAUGUUCUUAAUAGAAAAAAUAAAAUAGGUACAUCUGAUGAAAGCCUAGCCAAGAACCAGAAGAUGACUGUAUCGAAAUAUUUCGACAUCAAAUCAAAGUUGAAUCCUGUUUUAAGCGCAUCUGAGAUAUCUCAAACAAACUCCUUUUCAGUGGCAAAACCGAAAGUUUAUUCCUCGUUGAAAUCAUUGGAUAGCGUAACAAAAGAUUCAGCACAGCUACCCAUGUCAUCAAUGGCCACAACGAUUAUCAAUCGCUUAUUCGAAGAAAAGCCAAUAGCUUCGGAUGAACCAAAAAGAUUUCACAAAACAAUGGACGCCACAAAAAUGUCAGCAAACAGUUUUCUGGCAACGAUUUCUAAGAUCAAGGCCUCGGAUUGGAUAAGUGCGGUGUGGAACGAUUUGCGGGGAAAGUAUAAAGAGUGGUCGUCGUAUGUUAAAACGCCCGAGGAUGCUCACAAACUGAAGGAAAUUCUCAAGUGGCGCUACAUUCAAAAUGUUCAAAAGGUCUUGUACAAUCAUGUCAAGCUUCUCAAGAUCGAUUCAGACGGUGGACGAUCAGAAACAGAGAGCAGAAAAUCUGUUAUGUCCAGUAGGGCCAUUCGCUCCAGCUUCCGAAUACCAACUAACUUUGUAUCUUUGGGAGUCAAAAGGGCAUCUAGCACAGACAUUUCGACGCUCAGACAAACGCACGACGCCUUUGUGCGAUCGCAAAUGGAUACGUUGAAGUCUGGCGCUUUUGACAAGGAUGUGGAGCAAAUGGAGCACAUGAUCAUGGGUAGACAGGUACCCAUAAGUGCGGAGGAAGUUGAAAUCUUUAAGAAAUAUAAAAGUGACCCUCAGCACUACAACGUAUUGAUACUAAACUUCGGUAAACACAUUUCGGAUGAAAAGUAUGAGGAAUUGUUGCCAGUUCUGGAGAAGAAUUUUCAAUUUAUAAGCGAACAAUUAGUGGCACUUUCAAGGGAAAGGAGGGUUCAGAAAAUGCAAGCCAAAAUCGAAAUGCAAAGAGCAGAAGAGGAAGUAGCAUCAAAAAUAUCUGGUGAAAGCUACACCAUAGAUCGUACAGACUUAAGUGAAUAUCUGGAGAAAAGGAGGGACUGGUGGGCAGCCUACAUAGCCAAACAGGCCAGGACUCCUACAGAGAUGCUUUUGGACGAAGCCCGGUAUCAGAAACGAAUGGACCAGCUGGCCAAAAAGAGGGAAGAGCGCGAGCAACGAAGACUACAACAGCAGCGGAUUCACAAAAAGAGGAGAUCACUUAGUGCCCAAUUCAGAGCUCCAAGGCAAACGCACCGCCAGCGACAAGCCAUGGAGGAUAUUAAGGAGAAGCUGGAGGGCAGGAAGUCGAAAUGCUCGCUAACAUCAUUGUGCUGUCGGCAAUGCAGCAGGUGCGGCUUGAUCUGGAUACAGAAGUGCUCCGAAGAUUCCGACGAUAGCUCAGCAGAACACAUCUGUCAAAAUGUAGACGUAUGAUAGGUCUUAGGAUAUGUACAAAUUCCGUGGGAAGAUCUUAUUUUGUGGUGGUACAGAAGUCUCUCUCCACCAAAUUCUAACCGAAUGUUUGAAUGAAUUUGGUGAAGAGAGAUUUUUCUACUACCAAGGAUUGUUAUAAUUUGAAUGUGUGAGGUGCAACGAAAGUGUAGGAAUAACUUUUAACCAUUUCCAAAAACAAACAAAAACACAUGGAAUAUGACGUAACAUUUAUAAUAUGUAUAUACUCUAACAA
Molecule: messenger RNA, 3086 nt
Organism: Drosophila teissieri
Lineage: Eukaryota; Metazoa; Arthropoda; Insecta; Diptera; Drosophilidae
Exons: 1
Coding region: 134-2833 (899 amino acids)
Source: RefSeq, a predicted model, not a curated record